Messenger RNA from Leptosia nina, 537 nucleotides. NCBI's taxonomy places the organism in Eukaryota, Metazoa, Arthropoda, Insecta, Lepidoptera, Pieridae. The record is from the annotation of a GenBank genome assembly.
AUGACGAGAACAUCUACCACCGCCUUAUCAAGCCUGAACCCAUUCAGCAACGCGACGAGCACGCCAUCACCCAGUAAUGUGAUCACAGUCGCAAAAUCAACGCACAGCAAUAAGCGCCCGUCCAUCAUCGUUUACCCCACUGUGUCACCAGAGUCCAUAGUAAUACCGAUUGUAUCCUGUAUUUUCGGAUUUCCUUUAUUAGCGUUGACUGUUAUUUGCUGUUUAAGGCGACGGGCGAAAUUAGCCAGAGAACGUGCAAGACGACGCAAUUGCGAACUGGACCGCGGUGAGUUAUCUGUGGUGAGGCUGUCCCCAAUAAAGAGCAGACAAAGGGCAGUGAGCCUGGUUCGGUCCCCACGACCCCCGCCGACAUUAGAACUCGAUACGGUGUUGGAGGAACGCUCUGAUCCCGAACAAACAACACUCUCUCAGGUUGAAAUUACGCCAGAUCGAGAGGUUGGAUCAAUUUUAUUCGGCACAAUAGGCGCCGUUGGAGCCGCUGCGGUCACAGCGGCCGCGUGCGCACGUGACAGCUAG